CAUUACGAAUUACAAAACACGCUGUCGCCGGGCGUUUUAUAUUUUGUAUAUUACGAAAUCAAAUUGCAGUUGACUUUAGUCCAUUACAACUUAAAAAAUGAUACAAGCACAGCGCCAGCGUGUCGAGUCGGCAGUUACCGAGCUCAUCGAUGACAUGGACAAAACUCACCUACGCAAAAUGCAGAAUGAAAUGCAUCUGUGUGCCGCCAAGUGUUGCCAGGAUGGAACCUCCAGUGUGGACAGCGUUCAGCGUUGUGUCGAUCGCUGCUCGACUCCCAUGACCCGAGCACAAAACUACGUUCAACAUGAACUGGGUGAAUUUCAAGGCAGGCUGCAACGUUGCGUCAUGCAAUGCAAUGAUGAUGUCAAAGUUAAAAUGCCAGCCAAUCCCAACGAGGACCAAAUUGCCAAGUACACAGAUCAAUUUGAACGGUGUGCUAUACAAUGCGUCGAUAAACAUGUCGGCCUUAUUCCCAACCUGAUGAAAACUAUGAAAUCGGUUUUAUCCAAAGGACCCGAAGCAAUACCGCAAAACUCCUAAGUCAUUUAAAUGCAUUUACUUAACCCAGUACCUUAAUUUUACUAAGUUGUUAUUUUUUAUGAUCCGGCAGAAUUAAUAUGCAAUAUCUUAAGCUCAAAUCUGAUUUUUCUCAUUCUAUUUACGGGGCAAGAUCAAGUAAAGUAAAUGCAUUUAAUAAUCCCCCUACUUUAAUUAGUUGUUGAACUUCUUGAAAUAUAUGGCAGAAUUAAUACCAACUAUCUUAAUCCAUCUGAUUUUAAAAAUGUAGUUAUUUCACAUACAUUUUUAA
Messenger RNA from Drosophila innubila, 809 nucleotides. Its product is annotated as protein FAM136A. NCBI's taxonomy places the organism in Eukaryota, Metazoa, Arthropoda, Insecta, Diptera, Drosophilidae. The coding region runs from base 98 to 541 and encodes 147 amino acids. The transcript has 3 exons. The record is from RefSeq and is a predicted model, not a curated record. Gene Ontology annotation, cellular component: cytoplasm.